AUGUCACCGUCACUUGAUGAACAGGCUAUGAACCAGCUACAGUCUGAACAGUCAGAACUGCUAGAUAAGAUUGACGAGCUGCGCGCUAUUGGGGUUGGAGGCCUUGUGGAGCUGCCUCAGAUCAUCGUCUGUGGUAAUCAGUCUAGUGGGAAAAGCUCCGUGCUAGAGGCAAUCUCCAGAGUACGGUUUCCUUCCAAGAGCAAUAUCUGCACUCGGUUUGCGACCGAAAUUGUUCUUCGCCGAAGCCCCCACGAAAAGAUCAAAGUAUCCAUUGAGCCUGGGGAUUCUAGGAAGGAUGAGCAGGAACAACAGAACCUCCGAUCAUUCACCUCCGAGUCCUUUUCCUCCAGUGAAGACCUUCCCACGUUGAUUGAAAACGCGAAGGAAUGCAUGGGACUUUCCAGCACCGAUCCUUCCAGCACGGGAUUUAGUGACGAUGUGCUUAAAGUCGAAAUCUCAGGCCCUGAAAAGCCAGAGCUGACUCUGGUCGACCUUCCGGGACUCUACUACUCCAGUAGCAGCGAACAAAACGCGCAAGGAAUGGAGAUCGUUCAAGGGCUGACGGAAAAGUACAUGAAGAGCUCUCGGAGCAUCAUUCUGGCUGUCAUCAGUGCAAGGGCUGAUUACCAUAUCCAAAAGGUCUUGAACAUCGCUCAGUCUUUUGAUCCCAAGUAUGAGAGGGUCUUGGGUAUUGUCACGCAGCCUGAUAUCCCCGAAGCGGGCUCAGACGAACAAGAAACUUAUGUCCAGUUCAUCAAGAAUGAAAAGGUGAAGCUGCAACUUGGCUGGCAUGUAUUGCGCAACCGCUCGUUUGAGACGCGCAACAUUUCCGAUGAUGCCCGAGAUGCCCAAGAAAAGGAAUUCUUUGAAAGGGGGCGAUGGGCUUCCCUCCCUCGAGAUCAGGUUGGGAUUGAAAGUCUGAGGCAUCGUCUCAGCAAGAUCCUACUUAGCCAUGUCCGUCGCAAUCUUCCUGGCCUUAUUGCGGAUAUACAAGAAAGGAUCUCUCGUAAUGAGCAGGCACUGGCAAAAAUGGGCGCGCCGCGCACAACUCUUCAGGAGCAACGUCAUUUUCUUGUCGACAUUAGCAGCGGAUUUGCACGAAUCACAAACCAGGCGUUGAAUGGAUCGUACGUCGAUGAGUUUUUCGGUGGAUUCAAAGACCAUACGGCAACCACGGAAGAAGCCCCUUUCCGCCGACUGCGGGCAAUAAUCCGUGAGCUCAAUGAGUGCUUUGCUGAAGCGAUGAGCAUUCGCGGGAAUCGGCGAAUCAUUCAAUUCCUUGGCCAACCAUCGACUGUCAAGGACAUCGAGCAAGAGAGAUCCAAGCCUUACAUGGAUGGUUGGACACCGCUGUACAUCACCCAGGAGUCUCUUGUGGAAGAGAUUAAAGAACAGGCCCGGCAAAGUCGAGGAAUCGAGCUACCAGGUAGUGCAAACCAGCUGCUUGUAGGGAGUUUGUUCCGGGAUCAGUCUGAGCCCUGGGAAGCAAUUGCUAAGUCCCAUCUGCUAAAUUCCUGGGAUUCAGUUGAGUACUUUAUCCAGUUGGUACUGAAGAACCUCACGGACGAUCACACCCGCCUCUUGCUCAUGCGACACCUCAUCGGUCCGAAAAUGGAGAAGAUGAAGGAGUCUUUGCUAGAAAAGCUCAGCGAAUUGACUUCGUACUACAAAAGGGGCCAUCCGCUGCCCGUGGGAACAUCAUUUCUCUCCAAGAUCCAAGAAUCCAGAAAGAAUCGGCAGAUUGCUACGUUAAAAACAAGCCUUCAGCCUGUAUCUUACCCUUCAACGGGAGAGGAUACUCGAAACACUUUUGAUGUCCGAGAUCUGGAGCGAGCAGCAUCUCAACUACAGUUAUCCAGCGAUCAGUUUGCAGCAGCAGAGAUUAUUGAUCAAAUGCAGGCCUACUACGAGACUGCGAUCGUAACAUUUGUCGAUAAUAUUGCCAUCUUGGCGAUCGAAAAUUGCCUUCUUUGUCCUCUGGAGCAUAUACUCACCGGCAAGACUGUGUUGAGCAUGGAUGACCAGCAGAUUCGAGAAAUCGCAGCAGAGCCAUCGAACAUCCAGAAGGAUCGGGAACGUCUAAAUGCAGAGCUCGAAAAGCUACGAAAGGCAAGACAGACUCUCAAUGCCUUUAGUACAGCGGACUCCUCGCUACGUGCUCGUCCUAUCUUGGCAGGGCUAGCAACCACCCGAACCCAGACUCCAAGUCCUGCAGAGACAUCUCGGAUAGCUCAGGCGGCGCCCAGUACUCCUCAGCCUAGUCUAUUCCCGCUUGGUCUGCCCCGGCAACUUCCAACCGCUAGCACUGGGUCCACCGCGCCUGCUUUGUCGAUCUUUUCUUCAGAUUCAAGUAAAAGAGGCUUUGGCACAUCAUCUUCCGGCCUGGGCACAGGAAAUGGCGGGUUUGGGGCUAAUAAUACUGCCACUGCCACAUCCAAUCCGUCGAGUUCGGCAUUCGGUACAAAACAGUCUGUAUCUGGUUUAGCGGUUAAUGGGGCGUUCAGUUCGAACAGUCAAGGCUUUGGUUCGAACAGUCAAGGCUUUGGUUCGAACAGUCAAGGCUUUGGUUCGAAUAAUACAGGCUUUGGCUCGUCGCCCAUUCCAUUUGAAAGUUCGACCAACUCACCUUCCCGGAGGAAGAAAGCUCACUAUGACGCGACAAAAAUUCCAGAUACGCAGGGAUACAAACCAUUGAGCUCCGACUGGGGGAUUACGCGCGAAGAAACCUAUAUGCCCCGACCCCGUCCCCCGGCCCAGCAAGGCUACGCUAGCUUGAAAUAA
Molecule: messenger RNA, 2781 nt
Organism: Penicillium griseofulvum
Lineage: Eukaryota; Fungi; Ascomycota; Eurotiomycetes; Eurotiales; Aspergillaceae
Product: Dynamin
Exons: 5
Coding region: 1-2781 (926 amino acids)
Cellular component (GO): membrane; cytoplasm; microtubule
Molecular function (GO): GTP binding; microtubule binding; GTPase activity
Source: RefSeq, a predicted model, not a curated record